Messenger RNA from Fundulus heteroclitus (mummichog), 1170 nucleotides. It is a transcript of the gene derl2, whose product is annotated as derlin 2. Gene Ontology annotation, cellular component: Hrd1p ubiquitin ligase ERAD-L complex; endoplasmic reticulum membrane. Gene Ontology annotation, molecular function: ubiquitin-specific protease binding; misfolded protein binding. The record is from RefSeq and is a predicted model, not a curated record. The transcript has 7 exons. Bases 1 to 762 code for a protein of 253 amino acids. Gene Ontology annotation, biological process: endoplasmic reticulum unfolded protein response. Lineage: Eukaryota; Metazoa; Chordata; Actinopteri; Cyprinodontiformes; Fundulidae.
AUGACGUGUCAGAAAGACCCGGAAGCUGUCAGUGUGUCCAAGAUGGCCUACCAGACCCUCCAGCAGGAAUACCUACAGAUUCCUGUUGUUACCAGAGCUUACACCACGGCCUGCGUCCUCACCACGGCUGCAGUGCAACUGGAGAUCAUCACGCCGUUCCAGCUCUACUUCAAUCCGGACCUGAUUCUGAAGAACUACCAGGUAUGGCGGCUCAUCACCAACUUCCUGUUCUUCGGUCCAGUCGGCUUCAACUUCCUGUUCAACAUGAUCUUCCUGUACAGAUACUGCCGGAUGCUGGAGGAGGGUUCCUUCAGGGGCCGAACGGCUGACUUUGUCUUCAUGUUCCUGUUUGGUGGCCUCCUCAUGACCAUCUUCGGCAUCUUUGUGAGCCUGGUCUUCCUCGGCCAGGCCUUCACCAUCAUGCUGGUCUACAUCUGGAGUCGAAGGAACCCCAACGUCCGCAUGAACUUCUUCGGCCUGCUCAACUUCCAGGCUCCCUUCCUGCCCUGGGUGCUGAUGGGCUUCUCCCUCCUGCUGGGGAACUCCAUCAUCGUCGACCUUCUAGGCAUCGCCGUCGGCCAUGUUUACUACUUCCUGGAAGACGUCUUCCCCAACCAGCCAGGAGGAGGCCGGUGGCUCAGGACGCCGUCCAUCAUAAAGAUGCUGUUCGACACGCCGGAGGAAGACGCCAACUACAACCCGCUGCCUGAGGACCGGCCCGGAGGCUUCGCCUGGGGGGAGGGCCAGCGCCUGGGGGGCUAGACGGCCUCAGGGACGUUCUGGAGAGACGGAGGAGACGGACGUGCUCUUUGUGUUCCACGUGUUUGUUUAGUUCUCGGUGAAGAAUGCCAAACAGCCUGAACCGCUGUGGACGGAACGGUUUUGUUGUUUGUGUUUUUUGGGCUUUAAUCAUCUUCAGAAACUCUCCUCCAUGCCGACUCGUCGCUCUGAGGCCAUUUUUAGAAGAACUGGACUUUGGGACUACAGACAAAGCUGGACAAUGAGCCCGACGGGCCCACAGGCUGUUUGUCUCCGUCUCACAUUAAAAUACUGACGCGUGAAGGAGGAAAAACAAAAAAAAGAUUUAAAUAUAAAACAGAAUUUAUCCUCAUGGUGAGUCCUUCUUUUUCAUUUCACUUUUUAAACAAAUAAAUGUGUGCAGCAAAGGUC